AAACAGAUAGCUUACAAAUGAUUUGAAGAAUUGAUUCUUUCUGGGACUCAUCAAUUCACUUCCUGUGCAGUUCCUAUCUUGCUGAUUAUUUGUGAAUAAGAACAAAACUCGUGGAAAUCACCGAAAUCAGACCUAAAGGUUUAAAAGAAACUAGAACUUCACCUGAAUAUUAUUCUGAACUGGAAAAAUGGGCUGUGAUAGAAACUGUUGCCUCAUCACCGGUGCUGUUAUUGGUGCAGUCCUAGCUGUGUUCGGAGGCAUUCUAAUGCCAGUGGGAGACAUGCUUAUUGAGAAGGCAAUUAAUCAGGAAGUUAUCCUUGAAGAAGGUUCAGCUGCUUAUCAAAAUUGGGUUAAAGCUGGCAUACCAGUUUACAGGCAGUUUUGGUUCUUUGAUGUGCAAAAUCCGGAAGAUGUGGAAGUUAAUAGUAGCAACCUUAAGGUUAAACAAAGAGGUCCUUACACUUACAGAGUUCGCUAUUUAGCCAAGGAAAAUAUAACCCAUGACACUGAGAACAACACAGUCUCCUUUGUAGUGCCUAAUGGUGCCAUCUUUGAACCAUCGCUCUCAGCUGGAACAGAGAAUGAUACUUUAACCGUUCUCAAUCUGGCAGUUGUGGCUGCACCUCAACUUUAUCCAAGUGCAUUUGUUCAAUCGGUACUCAAUUCACUUAUCAAAAAGUCAAAAUCUUCUAUGUUUCAAAAGAGAACUGUGAAAGAGUUUUUGUGGGGUUAUAAGGAUCCAUUCCUCAGUUUGGUUCCAUACCCCAUUGAUAGCACAAUUGGUUUGUUUUAUCCUUACAACAAUACAGCUGAUGGAGUUUACAGAGUUUUCACUGGAAGAGGCAAUGUUAGCAAAGUUGCUAUAAUUGACACAUAUAAAGGCCAAAAGACUCUCCCCUUUUGGGAAAGUUAUUGUGGCAUGAUUAAUGGUACAGAAGGAGCCUCAUUUGCACCCUUUAUUGACAAGAAACGGGUAUUGCAAAUUUUCGCCCCUGACAUUUGCAGGUCAAUCAGUAUUGUGUUUGGAAGUGAAGUUAAUCUGAAAGGAAUCACUGUGUUCAGAUAUGUUCUUCCUCCCAAGUCCUUUGCAUCUCCAGUUCAAAAUCCAGAUAAUGGUUGUUUCUGCAGAGAAAAAGUUAUCUCACACAAUUGUACAUAUUAUGGUGUUCUAGACAUUAGCAAUUGCAAUGAAGGAAAACCUGUGUAUAUUUCACUUCCUCAUUUUCUAUAUGCAACUCCUGAAAUUUAUUCAAAUAUUGAAGGCUUACAUUCAAAUGAAGAAGAGCAUAGUACAUACUUAGAUGUUGAACCUAUCACUGGAUUCACUUUACAGUUUGCAAAACGACUGCAGGUCAACAUACUAGUCAAGCCAGCAAAAAAAAUAGAAGCACUAAAGAAGCUGAAGAAUAACUACCUUGUGCCUCUUCUUUGGAUUAAUGAGACUGCUACCAUUGAUGAAGAAAAUGCAGCAAUGUUCAGAAGUAAAGUGACUGAGAAAUUAGGCCUCCUUGCCCUGCUAGAAUUGAUAUUACUCAUUGUUGGUGGGAUAAUGUUUGUUGCUUUUAUGAUCUCAUACUGUGCAUGCAGAUCAAAGAAAACAAAAUAAGCAAAGUGAUGGACCUGGAACAUCUGUACUGAGUUUGGGACUCUUUCCUUUUCUGCAAA
Sorex fumeus (smoky shrew) is the source of this 1665-nucleotide messenger RNA. Its product is annotated as platelet glycoprotein 4-like. The coding region runs from base 188 to 1606 and encodes 472 amino acids. Gene Ontology annotation, cellular component: caveola; cell surface; cytoplasm. Gene Ontology annotation, molecular function: low-density lipoprotein particle receptor activity; low-density lipoprotein particle binding; scavenger receptor activity. Lineage: Eukaryota; Metazoa; Chordata; Mammalia; Eulipotyphla; Soricidae. Gene Ontology annotation, biological process: receptor-mediated endocytosis; lipid storage; low-density lipoprotein particle clearance. The record is from RefSeq and is a predicted model, not a curated record. The transcript has 14 exons.